Molecule: messenger RNA, 678 nt
Organism: Drosophila willistoni
Lineage: Eukaryota; Metazoa; Arthropoda; Insecta; Diptera; Drosophilidae
Exons: 2
Coding region: 1-678 (225 amino acids)
Source: RefSeq, a predicted model, not a curated record
AUGCGCGCUUUUCUGAUGCUCUGCUUGGUGGCCGUUGCCCGCGGUCAAUAUGAUUAUACGCCAGGAUCUCAUGCCGGAGAUGGGCAUGGUGGUCUGAUUGGUGGCGGUGCCGUUGAUAGGGGAUCAGCUCAACUAUCCGAACCCAUUCUGAUUGCCAACGAAUUCAACAAGGAGUUCUUUUCGUAUAGCGCCCCAGAGCAGGAAUUUGAUAACUCGCAAGCCAAUGAACAGAUUGCCAACUCAUUGAAGAAGAAUCUUCGUGUGCUGUUCAUUAAGGGACCCGAGAACUCUGGCCUGGAGAAGGCCGCUCUGCAAUUGGCCACAUCCGCAUCCGAUGAUCGCACUGCCAUCUAUGUCCUCAACAAGCAGGCUGACAUUGGAGAGCUCACCAAUCGUUUGAACCAGAUCAAACUCCAGACGAACAACAAGCCCGAAGUGCACUUUGUCAAGUAUCGCACUCAGAGUGAUGCGGAGAAUGCUCAGCGCACUAUUCAGGCUCAGUAUGACACUUUGCCAGGACCAUCGAGCAAUCACAAUGCUGGCUCAUCGGCUCCCGUUUUGGACUUUGCUUCGCGGGGUGCUUCUUCUGGUGGUUCUGUGGGUGGUUCUGUGGGAGAUAUUGAUCUAAAUGCACCAUCGACUAGCGCGUAUUUGCCACCACCUAACCGAAAGUUUUAA